AUCUUCUCUAGGAUCAGAGAUAUUUCUUUCAACCAAGAAUAUCCAUGCCUGAAGUUCCAGUUUAGAGAUAGAAUAAGUGUCUGCUGACACAUGUCACCAGUGUUUCAGAAUCAAAACCAGAAGAGAGCAGGUGCUAUAGUGCAGAAAAACGCCUGGCAGUCGGAAAAUAGAAAAUUGCCAGAAACAUGGCUGUCUAGAUAUGUGUUAUAAAAAAAGAUGAACUGCACAUGAACUUUGGGAGUUGUUUACGAAAACAAGCAGAGCUUCAGGGUAUUACAUGCCCUUUCCCUUAAUCACCCCAGAAUCUGAUAGAUCAAGAUUCGCAGAACUGGAUCCCUGCUAGUUAUGUGUUUCAUUGCUUUCACUGCUGCUUAGAAAUGGACAGAGAAACUUCUAAAGGAUUUCUUAUUCCAUGAAAGGAAACAUUCAGGGAAGAAAGAAAAAAAGCAGAGCUCUCUUUGCUGUUGCACAGACUGUAACCAUGGACCUGCGUAAACAACUGGAGAAUACUGAGAGGAACUGGAAUAAAGAGAAGAUGGAAUUGCUGGAGAGAUUUGACAAUGAAAGGAAAGAAUGGGAAUGUCAAUGGAAGAUCAUGCAGAAGAAAAUAGAAGAGCUCUACCAGGAGGUAAGACUUAGAAGGGAGAGCAAUAUGAACGUCCGUGAUAACAAUGCCAUUCAGAGCAAGAUGCUGCAGCUGUCUAUGCAUUCCCCUACUUUGCAAGAGAGUGACACAGUGGAGCUGAACUUUCAACACAAUAUGGAAAAUGACAAAAUGGAAAAAGGGAGUUUGCUCAGUAAAAAAGGACACGAAUGUAAAGAAACCAGAGCCAAGAGCAGAAACAAUACUCUGUUAAUGGACAAUCUGGCCUUUGAGAACCAUGAGGAACUUGAAGACAGCCACAGCACCAAAUCUUCCAAGAAAAAUACCAAGAAUUAUAUUGGUGAUCUCAAUGUAGCUCUUAAAGAACUUGCCAGAGUCAGUGAAGAAUUAUGCAGCUAUCAAGAAGAAAUUCGAAAGAGGUCCAACCACAGAAGAAUGAAGUCACUUCCUUUCCUGGGGGAAUUUGAGGAAACCCAAAACACGGUUAUUCUGCCUGAGAUGAACCAUGUGUCCAGCAAUGAAUCACAGACUUCAGUUGCUUUUGAAACAGAGGAACACAAUAACAGGAAGAAUCUGAUGAGCUCCACCAAGGCUUUGAAGGACAUGUCUUAUGGUGAUCUUACUGGUGACACAGGAACAGACUUCAGACCUUGGCAAAUGAAAGAAGCUCCACCAGUUCCUCCACGGAGCACUUCUCGGCACCUAACAAACUCACUUUCUGCAGUUGUACAGCUUUCUGAAGCACCAGUAAGAGACUCAGGCAUCAAAAGCAAUUACAAGGUUCAGGACUUUUGGAGUGGAGGGAAACUGAAGAAUUCUUCACCUGUAAACAAGAAUGAAUCUGCAGCAGCCUGUGCAAAUGAAGGGCAGGCUGUGAAAGUUCCUGUGAUGGUAACUGCUGCGGUACCUGCAACCAAAAAUGAGUGCAAAGUUCCAACAAGUUUCUGCCAUAACACAUGGGCAUAUGAUGUGGUCAAACUUGGGAAAGACAACAGAAGUGAGCCUUUCCAACUGUCAGCCCAAAAGAGUUGUUCAGAUGGAAAUAUGGCCCAAAGCAACAAGAUGCACCAGAAACAAAACCCCAAGUCUCACAGCAGCCCUUUUUACAGUAAUGACUUCUGUACCCCCGCUACCCUGCACAGUGACCUUUUGGAAGACACCAGAUAUACUUUGGGAAAGACCCAAAGAAAUGAAAUGUUAGCAGCAAAGAUCGAUGAGUUUAAUCGGACUGUAUUUCACACAGAUAAACAUAACAAUGCUCUGCAACAAAACCAGGUGCCUCAAACAGCAUCAGAAGAUCACAAAUCCUGUGAGCCACUGUGUGAGUCUGCUACUAGCAGGACAGACACUGUAAAUACGUCUUGUAUUUCAAAUCCCAAACUCUCUGGAGCCAAGGAGCAAGAAGCUAGCAACCCCAGCAAAGCUGUCAGGACAGCAGGGCAACAAAAACAAAUGAAUGGACUUCCAAAUACUAGUGGUUAUAGGCACAUGCUCCAGGAGCAUGACUGGAGACCAAGUAAUUUAUCCGGUCGCCCGCGUUCAGCUGACUCAAGGUCGAACUAUGGUGUUGUUGAAAAGCUUUUGAAAACCUAUGAAAAAUCAACAGUGACUUCUCCGUGUAAUGCAAAAUGCUGCAAAGAUAAGUGGAUACAGGCAAAUUCUGAAUUCACUGAUGAGGGUUGCGAGAAACUGAGUCAGUAUUUAGAAAUUCUCCAGAUUGAGCAAGAAAAGCAAGAAUUUCCGAGGAAUUCAGCCAAGCAUAUUGGGCAGCAACUCAAGCAAGGAAAAGAGAGACAGAAGUUACCAGAGAUCUGUGUGCCAGCUAAAUGUUCAAGUGAGAAGGGUUUUUCCCGUCCCGCUCGGCCAGCAAAUCGACGCUUACCUUCCAGAUGGGCAUCUAGAUCCCCCUCAGCACCACCUGCUGUGAGAAGAACGGUGUACAACUGCUCUGUCUCCUUUCGGUCAGAGACCUCAGUAGUCUGAACCCAGAGCUGGGUUGGAUGGUGUUGUGAAAGCUCUACGCCUCAUUAUAACUGUGUUUGGUAUGUGUCAUAGCAACCAGUUCUACACUGUUGUAUUUUGUCCAAGAGUGACCCCCACCACGUGCUGGACAAAGCAUUCUGAAUCUUAGGUCAUCAUCACCGUGGUCUUCAGUGUUUUUAUUGAGAUGAAAUAACUAUACCCCUGGUUUUCUCUGGGUUUUUUUUGGUAGUAGUUCACAAGGAAUUUAUUUUGAAUGGCAUCUUCCUUAAUUUGCCAAUCAAUUUUGAGUCAAAACAAUGUAUAGUGCUGUAUAUUCUGACUCUUCUGCAAACAGCAGAACGUAAAGCUGUAUGCAUGAUCAUGUGUUUGUAGGUGCAUGUGUUGGACUAGGAAGUAUACAGGCCUGUACUUAGAAGAGACAAACUGUGCUAGUGUUGACAUUGAAAUUGCAACCUAUAUGCCUACGUAUAUAUAUACUUCAUGUUUAUUUUAAGAAGUUUGAAAUAUACAGUCCUGAUGACAUUUAUAUUUUGUAUAUCUUUUACAUAGGUUCACAGGCGUAGUAUUUAAUGUAAAAAAUACUUAAAUAUUCAUUUUUUGUGACUGAUUGCAGCGAUAAUGCCUUGCACAAUAUGUAUCUGAAGCAGACUAGCUCGACUGAUUUAUCAGUCAUGCUUCAUGGCAUACUCGUUCGGUUUCCUAACCCUUAUGCUAGGUCAAAAUACCCAAACAUAUUUUUUUCUGAAUUAAAAUAUUAUAUGAUUUGUAAUAUGUUAGCCUUUUUCAGCACCAGAGACAUUUCUGAAAUGUUCCAAUCCCUUUAAAAAGCUUAAAUGUGCCAUUUUAUAUAUAGCAUACUGUAAACACUUUGGUAAUUUCAACUACUGUAACAUACAAUUUAUGAAGGGAAGAAAAGGGUUAUAUAUGCUCAAUUCUGUAAAACUUAUUUUUCCUUCUAGCAUUAUACUUUGAGGUUUGGCAAAGUCAAAUAACAAUGGACUUGUUUACUUUCACUCAAGGCAGGAGAACAAACACCGCUGUACCCAGUGCUGCAGCCACACUCCUCUUUUACUCUUCUCCUAGACUAGAGUGCCUGAGCCACUUGCUCAUUUACUGUUCCCCGACUGACUCAUGGCAGUCAGUUACAAAGUUUACUUGCACUCUGGCAACAAGCUGCAUCUAGUACGGAAAUAUUGCAUCGAGGUAUGAUCACAAUUGUGCCCAAAAUCGUAGACACGUGGCGUUGCAAGUAUGUUUUUGCCAUCACUUGACUUGGUAUUAUGGACCAUCUGAAUGACAUGCACAGAGCCUGGCUUGUUCCUUCCCACAGUGUGAGAGAAACAUGGAUGCUUCUCACACUCUGAACUUUCAGAAAGACAGUGUCUGUUAUCCUGGAAUUUUUGCACCCUUUGGUAGGCUGUUGCUGGAUGCAUAGUGCAGUAAUGAUGAUAAAUGUUACCUUUAAGUAGCAUGUCUAGGUUAAAAGGAGUAAAGAGGCACUUCUUCAACAUCAGCCUGAUCUUGUCUUACAACUUUUCUUCUCCUGGAGAAACAUAGGAUGUUCAAAGGAAUUUCAAAAAUCAUCCCAGGAUCCAUUAAUGUGCACAUCUUAUGUGAAUGUAAAAAGGAUUUGAGAGAGAGUGUAGGCUUUUGUCCUAGUGAAUUGUAUAUGUGGCAAUAUAGGGAAAAUUAAUUGUGCUUAAUUUGGUAGUGAUCUGUUGUCCUAUUCCAGUCAUGUUGAGAAUUCACGCCUUUUUCCUUCCUUUUAGGACCUUAUUGUUCUUUCCUCUACACAGCUUUGAUUUUGAAGAAAGAGAAAACAGGAGGCCAUGUGUUCUGAGCAAUAUAGCCUAUAUGGUAGCAUCAGUAACUGUUUGGGCUUGCCAAUAUUAGAACAAGCAGGCAUUAGAGCGCUAAAUCCCACCUUGUCAUGCCAUUGUGGCUGUCUGCUUGGCAAAACCAUACCCAGAGUAAUUUGCCCUGUCUAGACUUCUGGUCCUUUCUAAGUCUAUCUCACUAAAAUAUAUGAAGACUUCAAGCCAAUCAACAAUUCAUCAAAAUUUACUCAGACAUUGCGAAGUUCUUGCUGGAAAAGAUACAAGGACAGAAAAUCUUGAGGAAAAUUUAUACAGUUUGGAUGGAGACAAAAGUCUGUGUGCUUAAGUGAAAAAUCAAGAGUUCUAUAAAUUUGCCUGCUUGCCCUAAUUUAGAGAUUGCACUCCAUUAACUUCCUUAGCACUAAAAAAAUUAGAGAUGAUUCGCAGUAAAUUUGGAACAUGGCUUAAUAUUCUAACUGGAAAUUAGCAAACCAAAAUGCCUUGAAAAUUGACCUUUUAAUGCCUAAGUAGCUGACCAGCUUUAAAUGCCUAAGGCCGAGGAAAGAGUAAUAUGAAAGAAUUGUAAAAAAAUGGUUCUUCAUUUCAGUCAGAGAUGACUGCAAUAACACUCUUUAAAUUACCUCUAAGGUAAAGUUAAGCAGUUUUGUUCUGAAAAAUGGUGGUGCAGUUUUGUUUUAAGUAUUUAACUAUGAAAGCAUUUCCCUUGAUUAGUCAGUGAAAGUGUUUCUUUUGUUCCCUUCAGUUUCUUUGGUUGCCUUUGACAUAGACCACAUUGUUGAAUAACAGAGAAAGGAUCAAAUAUCGACAACAUUCCCUGAUGUAUGUAAGUUUAAUGAACAGAAGGUUUUUGAAAUAAACUAAUAGGUCAAGUA
Messenger RNA from Manacus vitellinus (golden-collared manakin), 5297 nucleotides. RefSeq names its product protein SOGA3. The transcript has 7 exons. The record is from RefSeq and is a predicted model, not a curated record. Lineage: Eukaryota; Metazoa; Chordata; Aves; Passeriformes; Pipridae. Bases 413 to 2587 code for a protein of 724 amino acids. Gene Ontology annotation, biological process: regulation of autophagy.